AUACUUUUUUAUACAAAGAUUCCUUCUCUGCAUAUAAUAUGUAUUAUUUUUUAUAACUCAUAUUAGACUAUUUCAAGAUCAAAACUGAUAAAAGACGGAACUUAUAUAAAGUACGAAUUUUUCAAAUAGCAAUACUACACCUAGCGAGAUUACUACUCUACUAUACGCUACCGCACUAUACAAGUCUAAAUAACUAACUGAAACAAGUAUUUCGUUUUAGAUUUAAUGAUGGAUGAUGAAGUAGCAUUUCAAAAUGAAAAAGAUGAAAAAGAAUGGAUAAGACUCUUUCCAUCAGAUACUGACGCUGUUUAUGAAUCAUUUGAAUUUAUCAAACGUUUAUUUAUAAUAACAUUAUCAACAAUAUCAUCAAAUCGUAAUUUAUUUUCAUCAAAUUUUUAUGCACAAAAAAGACUUGGUACUUUAAACGUUCAAUUGUUUGAUCAUCAUUGUACAAAUGUUGAACAAACGGCAAAAACAGCAAUUAUAUUCGAUUGGAUCGGUGGAAUAUCACAAACAAUUGCUGAAAAAUAUUUAAAGAUGGCCUCAUUUAUUAUCGUAUCGAAAGAUGUUGAACAAUUUAUACUGGAAACAUUUUUAUUUUUAUUUUCAUAUCAUGAUGAAAAUACGGAUAAUCAUCAUAAAAAAAAUUUCAAAAAAAAUGAUAUACGAAAACAAGUUGUUAUUCAUUAA
This is a messenger RNA of Didymodactylos carnosus, 690 nucleotides long. NCBI's taxonomy places the organism in Eukaryota, Metazoa, Rotifera, Eurotatoria, Philodinida, Philodinidae. The record is from the annotation of a GenBank genome assembly.